This is a messenger RNA of Cladocopium goreaui, 513 nucleotides long. The record is from the annotation of a GenBank genome assembly. Lineage: Eukaryota; Dinophyceae; Suessiales; Symbiodiniaceae.
AUGAGUGAAGGGGGCUCACCUUCUGAAGCUGAGCGCUCUAAGUGCCCAAUUAUCAGAUCAUGGCUGGAUAUUCCAGAUGUUGCUGCUCGCGCAGCGCUUGGGAAACUCGCUGAUGUGGGGAAGGAUGGGCUGACCCGUGAAUGUGUGUCAGCAAACGCUGACAUCUUGGAGCCAUUGAUUCAAGAAUUUGGCACCCGUCCGAGUAUCAACCAGGUGAUGGAUGUGGUGGGUCGAUUCUUGUUUCUUUGCCGCCCUCGCGGCAGAAAGCUCCCAUGCAGCAGUGCUAUCAAAACGGAGGCUUGGAUUCUGAGACGUUUGGUGAGUCUCUUCGGUCAGGUUACUAGGAGGCCACAUGUUCCCCGUGAUCCACGUUUGCGACAGCUGUUCAAGAUCGUUGGCAUUGAUUUCGAGUCCGAGUCUGGAAUCUUGGAUAACAUUGUUCACCCAGUUGAUAACGAAAUGAAUUCCAGUUUGGCAUUCAGGGAUACUAAAACGCAUAUUCAAAACAAGUGA